Messenger RNA from Effrenium voratum, 297 nucleotides. The record is from the annotation of a GenBank genome assembly. NCBI's taxonomy places the organism in Eukaryota, Dinophyceae, Suessiales, Symbiodiniaceae.
AUGGGCGACGGGGAGCCCAGCGAUACCCCGAAGAGUGCAGAUGGCAGCCUGGAGAAUGCCACGCCCCAGGAGAUUCAGAAGGCGCUGCUGCGGAAGGUGGCGCAGCUCACGAAAGUGGUGGUGCACUUGACCUCCCGCAACGACGAGAGCGAGCUCCAGUACCUGCGGCUCUCAGAAGCCGCCGAGCAUGACAUGCAGCAGCUCCUGGAGAAGGCAGAGAAGGAGAUGCAGUCGGAGUUUGCCAAGCUGGAGGAGUCUUUGCACCGGACGGUAUUGCAAGCAAGAAUGACUGGGUGA